UCGGACACCGACGGAAUUACCGACGGAAUUAAUUCCGUCACAAAAUAACGACCGAAUAACGACGGAUUAACGACGGAAAUACUCUUUCAUACAUAGCGAUGGAUUUACCGACGGAUUUACCGACGGAAUAUUUCCCGCGAAAUUACCGACGGAAUUACCGACGGAUCCCCGAUGAAAAAUUACCGAUGGAAAAUUUUCCGUUGUUAUUUCUUUUUUUAAUUUCCGCGAUUUUAAAAAUUGCAGAUAGCGAUGGAAAAUUCCGUUGCUAUUUAGCGACGGACGAUAUUCCGUUGCUAAUAAUUAUUUUAAAUAACCGAAAAUAUUUAUUUUAAAAAUAACAACGGAAUUCACGUCCGUUGCUAAAUAGCAACGGAAUUUUCCGUUUCUAUUCCGUUGCUAAUAAUUAUUUUAAAUAACCGAAAAUAUUUAUUUUAAAAAUAACAACGGAAUUCACGUCCGUUGCUAAAUAGCAACGGAAGUUUCCGUUGCUAAUAAUUAAUUCAAAUAACCGAAAAUAUUUAUUUUAAAAAUAACAACGGAAUUCACGUCCGUUGCUAAAUAGCAACGGAAGUUUCCGUUGCUAUUCCGUUGAUAAUAAUUAAUUCAAAUAACCGAAAAUAUUUAUUUUAAAAAUAACAACGGAAUUCACGUCCGUUGCUAAAUAGCAACGGAAGUUUCCGUUGCUGCGCCCUAAAAAAAAGAUGACUUCACCGCGCCUCCUCCUUCAUUUUUUCAACACAACUUUCUCUUCUAUUUCUCAAAAUUCCCAAAUUUCCUCCCUCCGAUUCCCCAUUUCCGGCGACUCCCGCUGAGUGCUCCCCUCCGGCGACUCGUCCACGCCGCCGUUUCCGCCCCGCCCCUGCUCGCCCCGCCUCGCUCCGUUGCCGCCUUUCGCCGAUCCUCGCCCUGCGCUGCUGCCCUCCUCGCGCCGCUCCGCGCCCUGCACUGCUGCCCGCCCCACGCCUCGCCGCUGGUCGCCCCGCCUGGCGCCGCUGCCGCCCUGCGCCGCUGCUCGCCCCGCCCUGCGCCGCUGCCCGUCCCACGCCGCGCCGCUGCUUGCCCCGCCCCUCCCUGGCGCCGUGUCCUCUGCUGCCAGCGCCGGAUUCCUCCGCCGCCACCGGUCCUCCUCCUCCGCGGCCACCGGUCCUCUUCCUCCGCUGCCUGCGUCCGUCGGAUUCCUCCAUAGGUUUGUAAUUUUUUUUUAAUUUCCAUUAAUUAUUUGAAAAAUCCUAUUAUGUUUUAUUGUAAAUUUUGUAUUAAUAUUCCUCCAUAGGUUCAUCAUUAGUGAUCGAUCUCAAUCAAUCGACGAAUUGUGGUUUUGAUUUGAACUCGAUUUUGACUAUGGGGAAGAACUCACGAAAGAAUAGAGAAUGAAAAUGUUCAUCUGUGACUGUGAGUCCGUUAGGAUUUUGAAUCUCAUGUAUUGAUAAUCAACGAGUUUUUCAUGAUUUUGAUUUUUAAAUUAAUAUGCAAGAGUAUGGUGCAAUAUUUAAAGUAAUUGAUUGAAAUUUAUGUAUUUUUGGAGAUAUAUAGGUGCCUCUUUUUCGUAUCUAAUUGGGCUUAUUUCUUUGUUUGGAAAACAAGAUACUCAAAAUUUGGGUCCACCAUUGCUUCUUGAGGAAGAAAAAAAGAAGUCAAGGUGAUCGAAAAGAAAAGCUAGUAACAAAACAAGUAAGUUUUCAUUACAUUAUCUUUUGAAAUGUUAGUAUGGCUCAAAUGGUAGCCAUUGUGAGAUUUUAAAAUUUUAGAUGAGCAUGUAUCUAAGUGUAUUUAUUCUUUUUUUAUAUAUAUUUUAGAUGAGCAUGUAUCUAGGUAGUAAAUGGAUAUUAGGUUGGGGGAUGGCUGUGUUCCAUCCCAUUUUGUUGCUGUGGUGAUGGCUUGGAGCCGCGUAUGUGCUUUUGUGUUUGAUUUAUAGAUUUUGUGUUUAACAUGUGUUAUAUUAAUUAUCAUACUAGUGAAAUUACUGACAUGAAAGAACGUAAGAUAUGGGAUUCAUACACUGUGAAGGCUCAAGCAUUCAAGACCGCCAUUGAAGCUGCUUGCAUGCUUUUAAGAAUCGAUGACAUAUUUCAGGGCCCUCUUGUCGAUCCUCAACGAUUUAUGGACGUGGAGCAGCAAUUGCAGGAUGCAUUAGUGGAGAUAGCACGUCAAAAGGAGGAGAUGAGGCAGAAAGAUGAGCAGACCGAUGCUCGAUUUCAGGCUCAGCAGCGUAUGUUCGAGGAGAUAUUGGCUAGGAUUCCACCUGGACCCACUGGACCCACUCCACCCACUGGACCAUCAUCUUGAUUAUGUUGUGUUUUUGUAUUUUGAAUACUUGAAUAUUUCUAUUAUAUAUUUGUGAACACUUGAAUAUUUUGUUAAGUUAUGACUAUUCGAAUGCUAAUUUAAAUUUCA
This is a messenger RNA of Salvia miltiorrhiza (redroot sage), 2394 nucleotides long. RefSeq names its product T-complex protein 1 subunit gamma-like. Gene Ontology annotation, molecular function: ATP binding. Bases 1930 to 2286 code for a protein of 118 amino acids. Lineage: Eukaryota; Viridiplantae; Streptophyta; Magnoliopsida; Lamiales; Lamiaceae. The transcript is spliced from 3 exons. The record is from RefSeq and is a predicted model, not a curated record.